Phymastichus coffea is the source of this 1535-nucleotide messenger RNA. It is a transcript of the gene Pabp2, whose product is annotated as polyadenylate-binding protein 2. The transcript has 8 exons. NCBI's taxonomy places the organism in Eukaryota, Metazoa, Arthropoda, Insecta, Hymenoptera, Eulophidae. Bases 334 to 1011 code for a protein of 225 amino acids. Gene Ontology annotation, molecular function: RNA binding. The record is from RefSeq and is a predicted model, not a curated record.
CACGCACAGACCGGCGAAUGGCGACAGUUCGACAACUGCCAAGCGUGUGUUAAGCGGCACGCGUCAUCAGGACUGCUAGGCCGCCACAUCAAAGUCGUCGCCUCGUCGUGGCUCUACUCUUCAUCUAAACUCCAGUCCGCGAAAGCGUAAGCUCGCUUUUCCGUCCUGCGCUCACUUUUACUUUGCGUAAAAUAUCCGGCGACUGCAGCUUGUUGUAGAGGUUCGUUCAAAGCUUAUCAUCGCAGACCUUCGUCGAGACAAGAACAGUUACGAGAGAGAAACUCCAAGCACGGCAUCGAAUAUAAGCGAGCGCGCGCUCCUUGUACCUCGUAAAUGUCUGAAUCAGAUCUUCUGAGCAACGAACAAAUUGAUGGUUUGGAUGGUUUAGAGAAUGGUCAAGACAGUGAUUCAAUCAUGCAGUGUGACGGUAUAAAACGUGAUUUCAAUGAAGCUAACAUAGAUGAUCCUGAACUUGAGGCAAUCAAAGCUCGAGUUAGGGAAAUGGAGGAAGAAGCUGAAAAACUCAAGCAACUUCAAUCCGAAGUUGAUAAACAGAUGAACAUGGGCAGUCCUCCAGGAAUUGCUAGUCCUUUAAAUAUGUCAAUUGAGGAUAAAAUGGAAGUAGAUAACAGGUCUAUUUAUGUAGGAAAUGUUGAUUAUGGGGCAACUGCCGAAGAACUGGAACAGCAUUUUCAUGGAUGCGGCAGUAUUAAUAGAGUUACUAUUUUGUGUAAUAAAUUCGAUGGACAUCCAAAAGGCUUUGCAUAUAUUGAAUUCGCAGAACGUGAUUCAGUGCAAACUGCAAUGGCGAUGGAUGAUUCAAUGUUUAGAGGGCGUCAAAUUAAAGUUAUGCCAAAAAGAACCAACAGACCAGGAAUGUCUAUGACUAAUAGAGCACCCAGGGGAGCACGUGGUUUCAGAGGUACAACGCGUGGUAUUAGCCGUGGAACUGCAUACUUUGGCUAUCGACCUACUAGACGUCCUAGGCGAGGAUAUUAUAUGCCGUAUUGACCAGUCAAUUCAUUGUUCCACAUUGGAAAACGUUAAGAAAAAAAAAAUGACGAUGGGGAAAAAAAGAAAAAACUUCAUGUGAAAAGAAAAAAAAAUGGACAAUGAUGGGCACAAUUAUUCAAUAUUUGAUGAUUAAAAAUGAAAGAGAAAGAAUGAAAAAAGAUCCACAAGCAGUACACAAAAAAAAAAGAAAGAUAAAAAUACUGUAGAUUUACCUACGAACAAUAAGCAUUGUAGUUCCAAGUUUUUCUAACACCAAUAUAAAAUUAUUCACAAUCUUUAUUUUCAACAUUUUAAUGACAUUUUAUCUUUACUAUAAGACAAACAAAAAUAAAUAAAUGAAAGUUUUAUAAAAUUAAUAAAUGCUUUGAAUAAUAUUGAUUCUACUUUCUUAUUUUGAUUACAGUUAUUCCGCCAUUUCUAAAAUACUAUAAAGUUGUUUACACUUAAGUAAAACAAAGUAUUGGUCUAUAUUACACCUUCUAAUUUUCAGUUGAAUAAAAGUGCUAUUUUAAUAAGUUAUU